CUGUGCAGCACGGGGUCUGGUUUGACUGCGGAGCAGCUCUGGAGCCUCAGUCUGCGUCGCAGUUACGGAUCUCUCUCUCUCUCUCCCCGUGUCCAGGUUCUUCUCUGAUCUGGAUCCAUUCAGUGUUUUCACUGUAGAUGUUUGAAGAUCCGCUGACCUCACUUUUGUUUGGUCACUGCGCGCUGCGUAACUGGAGCCACUCAUCCAUCCACGGCUCUGGGAACAUUUCCUCCAGAGACUGAGCUGUUUCCCUGGGUGCAGGUGCAGAGAUGUGGCGUGGACUGUCCCUAUCUCUGUCCGUGUCCCUGUCCCUGUGUCUGCUGCUCAGCUUCACUCUGUGUGGACUUGAUGCUCUGGAGGAGACGAGCACAAGCGCAUGGCGAGUGAAGACGCAGCCAAUGACCGAGGCAACAGUGGCGGCCAAAGCGCACAGGGACGCUGCCUCUUCCUCCACCUCCUCUUCCUCCACCUCAACCUCCUCUUCUUCCUCUUCUUCACCCGCCAAAGCGCCGGACAGUCUGCGGGAGGGAGAGCAACUGUCCCCGGGGAGAGACGCCCCUGCUGUGGGCGCGAGAGGGAGAGACGAGCCGCCCACCGCGGAGCCUCUGGAGGACGAGCUGGACAACCAGGAGAACGUCAUCAGCCAGUUGCUGGGUGAUUACGACAAAGUGAAGACCGUGUCGUCGGGGUCCGACUGCGUGUGCCGCUGCAUCGUUCGACCGAUCAAGCGCUCCGACUGUGGCGAUGCAACGUCAGCCCCCCAAAGUGCGUACACCGUGGAGACAGUCACCAAGGGAACGGACUGUAAGAAGUGUGUGUGCAUGGCUCCGUCCUCCGCCGUCAACCCAUGCGAGGGAGAGUACAGGUUCAAGAAACUGCAGGAGGCCAGCAAGGACGACAUCAAGUUGGCGACAAUCAUCGACUUGUUGGAGGGCUCUCUGUAUGGACUGGACUUGUUGAAGCUCCAGUCUGUCACCACCAAACUGCUGAGCAGGAUGGACAACAUGGAAAAAGCCUUUGCUCGUAACCUCACAGAGAGAGCACGAGAGAAAGAUCGUGCCAAGGACAGAGCAAAAGAAAAGGAGAAGGAGAAGAAGGCUCAGCAGAAAAAAAAGAAAGCAAAUGACAUGGGGAAUGUAGGACAGAAGGUUCGAGCUCCCGCCUUCGCCAACAAGCAGAAGAAUCACGAAAGUCAGCCAAAGAAGAACCAAGAGCAAGAUGGUCUCGAACAACAUCAGCAGCAGCCGGCCAGCAACAAGACAGGGAGUCAAAAGCCAGUCAAAGAGAAGAACAGCAUGGUCGUCAAAGGCGUGACCUUCUACAAGGCAGAAGAGAGCUACAAGGAGAACGACAGAGGGAGAGCAAGGAAUACUUCUUCGUGGGACUUGCUGAUUUCUGACCAGCUGCCACCUCUCAGGACUCUGCCCAUUCAGCGCCCAGCACCUGCACCCACUGUCAGCGCAGAACUGGACCUCAAGGACUUGUCAAGGCGAGAGAGCAACCCUACACCAACCAGCCGCCCAACGACCACCAAACCAACGCCAACUACAACCGCACCAGCCCCCACGACUGUGAUACCAUCAACAGCAGCUCCAGAACCAACGACGACCACGCCAACAACUACUUCCCAACAAACUACGACUCAGAGAACCACUCCUCAGCCGACCACCCGGCACAGCACCGCGGCUUCACAUACACGUCCACCUGUUGACACGUCUCCUACAGCGGCACCUCAGGCUGGACCUAAAAGUCGACUCAGCUGGACAGAGAGUCCUGCUGACCGACCAAAGGCCACCAAAAAGCCUGGAGUGUGUAAGGACACGGUGGCCAGCCUCUCUGAUCCGGUCCAGCACAACUCUUACGGCCUGAGUGACGGUGCCUGGAUGAGAGAUGCACGCGGCCACGGCAAUGUCAUCUACCUCACCAGUGGUCACUAUAGCAACAGCCUCCUCGAGUUUCGCGACAUUGAGGCCCUCAAAUCAGGUCAGGCGAGUAAUUCAUACAAGCUGCCCUACAGCUUCACUGGAACAGGCCAUGUGGUGUUUAAUGGGGCCUUCUACUACAACCGCGCAUUCAGCAGGGACGUCAUCAGAUACGACCUGAGGCACAGAUACGUCGCUGCCUGGACCACACUGCACGAUGCCUUACUGGAGGAGCAAGGUCACAGGACGCAGACUGAAGUGGAACUGGCUGUGGACGAGUCGGGUCUGUGGAUACUCUAUCCUGCUCUGGACACAGAAGGCUUUCACCAGGAGGUAAUCCUGCUUGUCCACCUCCAUCCCCGCGAGCUUCAGCCGAUACGGACCUUCCGCACAGGUCUUCGGCGCGGUCGCUAUGGAAACAGCUUCCUUGUUUGUGGUGUGCUCUACGCUGUGGACAGCAUGGAGCGCCACUACGCUAACGUGACGUACGCCUUCGACACACACACGCUCACACACACCGUGCCGAGCCUAGCGUUUACGAACAUGCACGGGCACACCUCACAGCUGGCUUACUGCCCGCUGGACAAGAAACUGUACGCGUGGGACAACGGGCACCAGAUGAUAUAUGACGUCAUCUUCGCCUAUUAGCGUAAAUCAUAAGAAAGCCAACUCACACAGUGGAGGUGCGUCAAGCCUUACUGAACUGCAUUGUGGGUCCGUAGCUUUGCUUUGCUUGCACUGUGUGCGUCAGAGGUUGAGAUUCACUAUAUGGACAAAACUAUUCGGAUGACUGACGAUGACAACAACAGGGCCUGUAAUGACUUAAUACAUAUAUAGUACUAUAAUAUGGAGUUGGUCCCUCUUUUGUAGCUAGAACACUUUCUUGGAAGGUUUUUCCUCAAGAUUUGAAAGUUUUUCUAUGGUGAAUUUGUGUCCAUUCAUUCUGUAGAGCAUUUAUGACGUCAGGCACUGAUGUUGGACGAGGAGGUUCUGGCUCACAAUCUCUGUUCCAGUUCAUGCCACAGGUGCUCGAUAGGGUUGAGAUCAGGGCACUGUGUGGGACAGUCAAGUUCUUCCACACCAAACUCAUCAAACCGUGUCUAUAGUCGUUGUUUUGUGCACAGGGGGAACCGUCAUGUUGGAAUAGAAAAGGGCCUUCCUUAAACUGGAAGCAUAGCACUGUCCAAAAUGUCUUGGUAUGCUGAAGUGUUAAGAUUGGCCUUCACGGGAGAUAAGGGGCCUGAUGGAAACACCUGAAUUCAAUACUUAACAGGUGUGGCUGAAUACUUUUGUCCAUAUAGUGUAUAUUUCCGCAAAUACUCCAGCACAGGUGCUAGCCAAUCAAAUGGCCUUCAGCUCAAACACUACACAUCCCAAAGAGAGCUCUCGGACACCGUUGUUUUUUGUCGGAAAAAGUGCACCCCAGCAAUGGCGAACAUUGCGUUACAUCAAAAUCAUGUUAGCGACAUUAGCAACUCUUGCUACAUAGUUAGCCAUGACACUGCUCUGCUAAACUCUGAUUGCUACCCACCACCACCACCACCAAGCGUUAAGUUCAGAUCAUCACCUCAGCUGAUGUCCACAGAGUUACAACAUGCUUUUAGUCUAAACAGUUAUAAAAACUAGCCAGUAGGGGGAGCUCCCCUAAGAACUACUACAUGUAAGAGGAGGACAACAGCUUAUUUGUGCAAGUGUCUCAGUUUUGUGGUGAUGCGUUCAAAUUUAACCACUAUAUUUUACUUCAGACGUUAUUAAAGAAAACUUAAGCAUAUAAAAAAAAUGACAAAAACAUUUAUAUAUAUUUUUUAAAAAAAGAUGUAGGUUUGUUUCCUCCUGCAGGUUCUGGAGCCCUUUUAGAUGCUCUUAUGUCGGGAUCAGACUACACAGCAUUUUUGUCUUUCACGAUGGUCACCAUGUCGUAUCUUGUUCUGGGGAACUAGCAACACUAAGCAAGUAUGACCCCCCCCCCCAACCAAUCAUCGUUCACGACACUGUGCAAGUUCAUAGGUCAUCAGGGAGGCGGGGGGCAAGGGCAGUCAAUUAUUAUCUCAGCGUUGCUGAAGUGCCUCCGCUAUCUCUAGCCAAGAUUUAGUUUUUUAACUUUGUCGUGGUAGUCCCUUGACAAGACUUUAAAGAGUCAGAGGCAUAUUUCAGGGUCACUAACAGCAGCAUGUUUAUGUCUGUAUGUUAUGCUGUGUCAGAGCACUCUGCCAAUGUCCAGGAGCAGGUAUUCUAGCAUUUUAGAAGAAAAUUCGAACAUCUGGAAUCGUGGAACAGCCCAGACACCAAAUCUCUGUUCUUCAGUUAUGUUACAUUACACAUCCCGAUGUUCAUACUCAGGUCCGACACUGGAAAUGUGUCAGUCACGACCAAAUUGCUUGAAAAUCGGCAUGAAUUUUGUGUCGUCUAAUCCCGGCAUAAUCUCCUAAGAAUAUAUGGGAGGCAUUUUUAAAUAUAUACUGAUUCUGAAGAAUGCGUUUGUAAGGCGAGGGACUCACAAUAUUAUGUGUACAUACAAAUACUGUAUAUACUGAAUAGUGAUGUUUUUAUAACGUAUGUCUGCUUAACAUGUUGCCUAUUUACCGUCACUUCAGUGCUGUCAUACGCUGAGCAGAGAAGCCGUGUGCUGUUAGUGCUUCACCGGUCAAUGGAGUUCAGUCACAAAUAUCACGGCAACACAUUUAGAUGUUUCUCACAUCAGUUUUUUUUUGGUUUUUUUAACCCAAGACAAGGUUAAUUUCAACUGCGGCCUUUUUGGUUUGUUAAUUUAUAAUAAAAUGUUUCUAAAGAUGA
Molecule: messenger RNA, 4715 nt
Organism: Solea solea (common sole)
Lineage: Eukaryota; Metazoa; Chordata; Actinopteri; Pleuronectiformes; Soleidae
Product: olfactomedin-like protein 2B
Exons: 9
Coding region: 270-2570 (766 amino acids)
Biological process (GO): signal transduction
Source: RefSeq, a predicted model, not a curated record